This is a messenger RNA of Symbiodinium pilosum, 6540 nucleotides long. The record is from the annotation of a GenBank genome assembly. Lineage: Eukaryota; Dinophyceae; Suessiales; Symbiodiniaceae.
GUCAGCAGAGAUCAGGAGCUGCGGCUCAGCAAGACAAUCAACCGUGAGAUAACCCAUGCAGCGAGCAAAGGGAAAGUUGGGGCAGUCCUCGACGUGACCUGGAAUCGGCUGUCGGCAAUGAACGGUGUGAACCUUGCCACCGCUUUGCAUCGCAUCGCGCGACACAGCUCUGAGGAUCCAUCACAAAUCAGUGGUGUGCAAACACAUCCAGGUUUCGGUCCAAUGAUCAAGGCCAUUGAGAGGAAAGCCAGGUUCGCUGUGGAAUCUGGCCAAGAUAGCAAUUCUGCUGAAGCCCAGUCUGCCGGCUUUCCUGCUCAGUGCACUAGUAUCAUUGCCUGGUCUUGCGCAACGCUCCUCGUGCGGGACGAAGCUAUGCUGUCAAUUCUUGCAGAGCUAGCCGGACCGCGUUUGCGUGAACUGAAGCCGUACGAGGUUACAAAUCUUAUCUGGGCUUUUGCAAAGCUUUCCAUCCCCUGUACACAGCUCUACCAGAAUGCUGCAAAGAUGAUGCAGGUGCGACAGCGUGGAGAGUACAAGGCACAAUGCCUCUCUGCAGCAGCCUGGUCAUUCGCACAAUGCUCUGCGCUAUCAAGGACAGCGCAGAAUCAGCUCUUUCGAAGCUUCGGGGACGAGAUGGCCCCACAGGUUAAUUCUUUGAAGCCCCAGGAGAUGGCCAAUACGGUCUGGUCCUUUGGGCAGGUUCGUGUGAAGCACCAGCGCCUUUUCGAGGAGGUUUGCAGUGCUACAUCACGAUUUAGCAUUUCGCAACUGACCAGCAUCUUGAUGGGAUGCGCGCAGGUGCGUUUCAACCAGCCAGAUGUCGUUGGAAAAAUCUGCGCAGUGCUUCUGCGGAAUAGCCAUGUCCUUGCGCCUGAGCAGCUGCGCCUUGGCGGUGACAGUGGCAUGCUGGUGAAAUGCAAUCGAGUGCCAGCGCCCGUGAUGCCUGCACCGAUGCGCGUCAGCAGGUCUUGCGUCCUGCGGUCCCUGGCAGAGCUCGACGCGCAGGACCGCGUCCUCCUGGUGCAGAAGCUGUUGGAGCCUGCCUCAGCAAUGGAUGCCGUGCCAAGGGAACUGCAGUCCGUCAUGGCAGCUGCCAAAUCGCUGUGCCCGCAACACCGGGCGAUGUCUGAGGAUGGCGAGAAUGACGUUUCUGUUGGGUUCGUGGUUGAGCGUGAGAUGGACGCGGGAUAUGCGAUGGACUGGGUUGGACAUUACCGGGCUGGUGGGCAUCCCGUGUGGUGGGGUCAAGCCGCACUUCCAGAUGAAGUUGACCGGCCAACGUACGAGGACCUUGGGAAUUAUUAUCCGCCACAGCGGACAACAAUCGCUGGCAAGGAGCCGAUGCUAAUGGAGGGCAAUGCUGCAAAUGGCUAUCAGGGCAUGGCUUUCUACUGCUGCUUAAAGGGAAGCUUUCGUCCUGAUCCAUUGGAAGCUGCGUAUUGUUCGUCUGGAUAUUUCAGCCCCAGCUGCACUUUAACGGCAUCCUGCAGCUUUGAAGUAACGGGUACAGGCUUCAAUGAAAAUUCUAGCGUCGCUGUGCUUGAUUCCUCUGCAGGUGCGUGUGGAAGUGGUGCAGCGCUGGAAAGCUGGCCUGGCAUCACCAACCCCAAGGUUGCGACCACAGCGGUCGAUCCGACUGCUGUGUUUGACCUUGGUACUGCAUCAGGGGGCUCUCCGGGCGACUUCAAGCUCUGUUACUCAUCCGCAGUUUCGGCUAAUGCUGAAGACUACACAACAGAGGUGGGAAAUUUCACGAUGAAGGGUCCAGUCGCCGGACAGAGCUUUACCUGUACACUUGGGUCUGAUUGCACUCUUGUGCUGAGUGGUCACAGCCAGUCAGCGACUGGUGCAGCUUACAAAGUCAUCGUUGUGCAGAAUUCCAGCUGUGGCACUGGGACUAUUGCGGCAACCUUCUCAGGCACCUUUGAGAAUCCGCGAGUUGUGUGGGACAAUGAGAAUGACGAUUAUUACGAAAUGAAGAUAGCCACCUUGGCAGAUACCACUGUCAGCUACUCUCUGUGCUGGGGUGCAGCUCCCGUCGAUGUUGAAGACUACACGUUCCUGGUGGGCAGCUUCGUGAUGACGGGGCCUACGUCUGGGAUGUCGCAUGUGUGUACGAUGGGCAAGGAUUGUAGUGUGAGUCUCCAGGGGCAAGGCUUCGGUCAGACCAAUGCUUUGCUGGUAGCGGUGGGAGCAUAUGACGUCAAUACUGGCAGUGUUUGUGCCUUGCUUGUUGACUCGCUGGUCGCGUCGCUUGGAGAUAGUUUCAUUCAUCCCUUGUUGACCGGCCAGAGCUCUCCGUACACGAGCUACGCUUUUGGACCUGCCCUUGCUUCUCAUAACAACCAGCCCGGAAGCGGAUAUCGCUUGUGUUGGGCGCCAACUCCCACGCAGACACCGCCCGCCAAGACCAACGGGGACUAUGCCAUUGAUGCUGGAUUAUUCACUUUGCAUGGCCCUGUGCAGAGCAACCACAACUGUGUUCUGACUACCUCUUGUUCAAUGACCCUGACGGGAUCCGGCUUCGAUUUGGGCGCUCACGGUUUACUUCUGCUUGAGAGCGGCGCAUCCUGUACCAACAGCAGUGCUUCCCUGGUCAACGCAUCGGAUCAGACCUGGACCAAUCCAGUCGCAGCUGCCACGGAUACCUUCUCCUUUGGCAUUGCUGCUGCAGGUAGCCCCGACAGCAACUAUGUCAUUUGCUGGGCUUUCCAGCCAGCUUCGCAGGCAGAUUACAAUGUCUUUGUGGGGACGUUCCAGCUGGGAGGCCCUAAUCUCCUUUUUGGUUCUGUGUGUAUAAAGGGCGAAGAAUGCAUUCUGACAUUGACGGGCAUUGCCCUCGCCAACACAAACAAAUUGCUCGUCAUCACGUCGAGCAGCACAUGUGGAAGUGGUGCCGUGGCUGCCACCUUCAGCCCCAUGCAGGUGGAAACCCUGGUUCAGGAUGGCACAUUCACAGAGUACAGACUGGGACGACCGAACAUCGGAACAGCACAAGCUGGCUACACUCUUUGCUGGUCCGCAAGCCCGAGUAUCACAUCAGACUUUAUGUUGACCUUGGGUGACUUCACUGUGACAGGUCCCAAUGUGCAGGAUGAGGCCUGCACAUUCGGGGUCUCGUGUGUCAUCGCGUUAAUUGGUUUGGAUCUUACAAGCACCAAUAAGGUCGUCGUGCUUUCGGCAGGCAACUGCGGGGACAAUGGGCCAACCCUAGCAUCCAUUACUGGAAUGCUGUCCACCAUCAGUGUACAGCCUCAGUCGCCUUAUGAUACCUACGACUUGAACACGCCUUUGUCUGGUCAGCCGCGCACGGAUUAUACGUUGUGCUGGUCACACGACCCUGGAGAUGGUGGGGCAUCGUUCUACAAGGUGCCAUUAGGCUACUUGACAGUAAAUGGGCCUGUACAGGUGGCGCAGCACUGCAUUCUGGGCACAUCAUGUGACAUCACUCUCACGGGUGUGGGCUUAGCAGAUACAAACCAGAUCCUGAUCAUCGACGCUGACAGCUCGUGCGGGAACUCCGACCCCACAGUGGCGGUCUUCGAUGGGCUGGUCAAUCCUGCAAGUCCACAGUCGGGCAAUCCAGCCCUGUACAACCUAGGCAUUGCGCGGACUACUUCAGACGGGCCUGGCAGUGGCUACACAGUAUGUUGGAGCAGCAAUGGCACCACCAGCGAGAGUUUCAACAUUCAGCUAGGGACAUUUUCAAUUGACGGGCCUGCUCGUGAGACUUCCCUGCUCUAUUGCACUCUUGGGCUUGACUGCUCCAUCCAGGUGACUGGGGUAAACCUGGCAUCCACAAACAAGAUUUUCGUCACUGCGCUGAGUGAUGUUUGUGGCCAGACAAAUCUGAACCAGGCGUAUUUUGAUGAUGCAUUAAACCCAAUCAAUGCGUCCGGCACUAGCUAUGACACCUUUGAGCUCGGUAUUCCUACUGGCGGGCACCCGGGUGAUUACAAGGUAUGUUGGGGUUAUGCUCCAACGCAAGAGUCUGACUACCACGUACCUGUCGCCACACUACGUAUGGGCGGGCCAGUCGCACAGGAUAAUGAGUGCACUUUAAGCGAACCGUGCAAGAUCACGCUAUCAGGUGUCCGCUUUUCACAUGCCAGCAGGCUUCUGAUGAUCUCACAGAGCAGUAAAUGUGGUGAUGCCUCGCCUACUGUAAUCAGUUGGUCAGGGAUUAACAAUCCUGCCUCAACGGACUUGAUGCUGCCACCAGCAGACCCAGGCUACGUGUAUAGUGACGGCGACCGCUAUGAUGCUGGGUUGGGAUUUGCGGGGGUCCCGGGCCUGUACCGAAUCUGCUGGGGGUUUGACCCCUUCAAUGGUGAAGUGGACUACAAGGUCACAGUUGGAAAUUUCGUAAUGAAUGGUCCAGUGCAAGGUAUGGAUAUCGCUUGCACUCUAGGCAAAGCCUGUGUCGUGGAGCCUACGGGUGUAGGCCUGAACGCGACAAAUCAGAUAGAAGUUGUCUCGAACGCAGGUUUGUGUGGGUCCACGGAGGCUGUAGUUGCUACGAUUCCUGGCCUGUCCAGUCCCACUUAUGUCACCGACGGAUCUUACGCCCUUGGCUCCGCAGUCCAGGGUGGUAGCUACGCGGAGUGUCGUGUUCCUUCCCCAGCUCAGAGCUGUAUUGGAACUCACUACCGGAUUUGCUGGGCUCAUGGAGUGCAUGCGGGUGGUGCCAACUUUGUUGUGGAGCUCGGGGUCUUCAGCUUGAGUGGUCCAUACGGAACUUAUCGAGUUGAUUGCACCAUGGGCUCAGUCUGCAGCUUCAAUCUUUAUGGGUCUAAGUUUGCUUCAACCAACAGGAUCCUGCUCAUAGCAAACAGUGGCUCUUGUGGUGAUACUGCUCCCGUUGUGGCUUCCUUUGCCGGUCUCAUGAAUCCUGGACUAUUCGCCAGGAUUUCGGCUGAUGGCUCUUCGGCAACAAUCCGAUUGGGACAGUCCAGUGCGGGACGUCCGGAUUCUUACCGAAUUUGCUGGGGCUUUGAUCCCAUUACCCCUUCAGACUACAAAGUCGAUGUCGGGCUCUUUUACUUUCAUGCGGUGCCGGACGGCUGCACUCCAGGCAUCUUUUCCUACACCUGCUCGUUCUCAGCUGGAGGCAGCAGCGCUGGCACGCGUGGUGCAGCCAAGGCCUUGCUGAUGGCCAAGCCAGCACGGGCUCCGGAGUCGCUUUUAUGGCGCGCAGCCUUGCAGAGCAGACUCCUCUUGGGCGGACGGUUGGGUGUUGGCGAGCCGUUUCAUGCUGGCUACGAGUCGACCCUGUCAAAUUAUGUGGCGGGCAUCCCGUGGCCUGAUUACAUGUGGUUUGGUGCAGAGCCGGCAAACCCGCCGCUCAAGGUCCUGACGGAGAAGUCGCGCCUCUACCACACGGACGUCAUUGAGCGUGCUGUUCUGAAUGGCAGCUUGGCCUGGCUUGGCUUGACGCGCCGCUGGUAUGCUGCUGGCGUUUCGUCGGUACAGGGAGGGCAGGGAUUGUUCCAAACAGGUAUUGAGCGGCGGCGCCAGUUCUUCAUGAAUCUCCGGCUUCAAAGAAACGAGGAUGAUACUUUCUAUGGAAGGGGGGACAAAGCUACUCGGAACGAGUGCCAUUUGAGUGUGGCAUCGACGGCUGUGCCGCAGUUGCGUGCCUACGCUCUGGCGGUCGAGGAGGGGGAGGAGGCGGCGGUGGGACGCGGUAGCGCCUGGAUCCUGGGUGACUCUCACGCAGCGGCCUGUGUGCUGAAGUCCCGGUGCAUGCAGCAAUUGGAAGAAUGCAGCAAAGCUGGGCAGCAUCUCUGCGUGUGGGAUCCUUUCUGCGGGCGGGGCACGCUGCUCUUAGAGGCCUUGGGCCUGGCCUUGGGAGUGCCUCCCGCAAGCCCAGUCAUGAGAAUGCCAUUUCAGGAGUUCCCCAACUUUGACCAGGUCAGAUUCCGCGAGGUGGUACGCUCGAUGGAGCUCUCUCCGUCUCCGCAUGUGUCCAAUCUGGUCCUCAUUGGAAGCCACCGAGAUCCUGACAUUGUGAGAUUGGCGAACCGGAACUUGCAGGCAUUUGCGCGGGCCCUACCCCGGCCACGGUCUGGGCCGACGUCCCUGAUAUGGCCUUUGCCCAGCAGUGAUGUAGCAGAGAAGGAGGAUGCCUUGAGCAUUUCCAAGCGGCGGCUUCCCUGCUCGGUGACAUUUCAGUGCAGUGAUCCCUGGUCGAUGCUGGAGAAGAUCCGUGGACACCCAACCAUGAUCCUUACCAAUGUCCCUUAUGGCAACAAAGCUGACGCCAGAAAAGACCAGCGUUUGUAUGCCAACUUUGGCAAGAUGCUGAAGGCAGAGCAGACGCAGAGAUAUCUCCGAGGCGUUUACUGCCUCUCUGCUCGCGAGGACUUUAAGCGAUUGACGGGGCUGGAUUGGCGAACGGAAUUGCGUUUUCAAUGUGGCGGGGUCCAAGUCGAAUUGCUGCGGUGGACGGGCCGCGCUUCUCCACAGCCUCGGCCUUGGCGGAUGGAAAAAGAAUCGAAAAGCGUCGCUGCCGAGGCUGGGAGAGGGCAAUGUGUUUAG